Lutra lutra (Eurasian river otter) is the source of this 745-nucleotide messenger RNA. Its product is annotated as keratin-associated protein 10-3-like. The transcript has 3 exons. Lineage: Eukaryota; Metazoa; Chordata; Mammalia; Carnivora; Mustelidae. The record is from RefSeq and is a predicted model, not a curated record. Bases 29 to 745 code for a protein of 238 amino acids. Gene Ontology annotation, cellular component: keratin filament.
AGCCUCCUCCAGCCCCACCGCCCCCACCAUGGCCGCGUCCACCCUGUCCGUCUGCUCCAGCGACCGGAGCUACGGCAGCCGCGUCUGCCUGCCCGGCUCCUGUGACUCCUGCCCCGACUCCUGGCAGGUGGACGACUGCCCAGAGAGCUGCUGCGAGCCCCCCUGCUGUGCCCCCACCUGCUGUGCCCCUGCCCCCUCCUGCCUGACCCUCAUCUGCACCCCUGCGAGCUGCGGGUCCAGCCCCUGCCCGUCAGCCUGCACCAGCUCCUGCCAGCGCUCCGGCUGCAGCUCCUCCCCCUGCCAGGAAGACUGCUCCUCCUCAUGCUGCCAGCAGUCUAGCUGCCAGCCCUCCUGCUGCAGCUCCUCCCCCUGCCAGGAAGACUGCUGCAAGCCCGUCUGCUGCACCACUGUCUGCUGCACCCCUGUCUGCUGCAAGCCCGUCUGCUGCACCCCUGUCUGCUGCACCCCUGUCGGCUGCACCCCUGUCUGCUCUGGGCCCUCCCCCUGCUCGGCCUCCUCCUGCUGCCAGCCCAGCCCCUGCUCCUCGUCCUGCUGCAGACCGUCCUCCUGCGUGUCCCUGCUCUGCCGCCCCAUGUGCAAGCCCGCCUCCUCCUGCUGUGCCCCCGCCUCCUCUUGCCAGCCCAGCUGCUGCCGCCGGUCCUCCUGUGUGUCCCUGCUCUGCCGCCCCACGUGCUCCCGCCAGGCCUGCUGCGUGCCCACCUCGGCCCAGAAGUCCUGCUGCUGA